Messenger RNA from Ricinus communis (castor bean), 899 nucleotides. RefSeq lists its product as uncharacterized. The transcript has a single exon. The coding region runs from base 88 to 753 and encodes 221 amino acids. The record is from RefSeq and is a predicted model, not a curated record. NCBI's taxonomy places the organism in Eukaryota, Viridiplantae, Streptophyta, Magnoliopsida, Malpighiales, Euphorbiaceae.
UACAUUUAAAUUAAUUAUAAUAUCUGUUAUGCAUAUCAGUUGAGCUAUAUUGGAGGAGCCACCGAGGAAGUGGAGACUGAAUCCAAAAUGCGACCACCACCACCACCGUCUCUGCACUCCAAUUUCUUCUCCUCUCUUAAGCAGGUGGAGAAAAGAUUGAAGCUCGAGAGCCCAACAAAACCCUCCAGUUUCUCUCCUCCACCAGGACCACCACCAAACAUCAAAACUAACUAUACAUCAACAGAGUCUCUAAGCACACCGAUAUAUCUCCAAGAGGAAUCUAAUAGUAACAGCUCAACAACUCCUCAAGAAAGCAGUGAGGCCCCACUAGCAUUCCUCUCAUCGUCUCCCUCACAAUUCUUGCCAAACCCACCUGAAGAAGAACAGUCCAGAAGCAUCCAUGAAGAUGGUGUUGAUGAUAUUCAACUAUUGAUGCAGGUUUUGGGUUUGUCAGAUAUUAGAAAAAGAAACAAGGGACAACAAGUAGAAGGGAACGAGUGCUGUGAAUGUGAGGGUGGGUUUUAUGAGAAGAUUGUUGGGGUUAAGGGGCCUAAGUGUAAAAUUGAGAUGGACAGAUUGGAGAGAUGGAUCGACUACUUUUUACACAAUAGUGAAUGCGGUGCAGAGGGGAGAAUGGAGCCAUUGAGAUUGGCAUUUUUGCUUUUGGGUAGGGCUACUUUUGAAUUAGAUACUGGCUUGGACUUCCCUUCAACUAUUGAGGACUUUCUCAAGUAUGAUCCACCAAGAGAAUGACAUUUUGAGGCUUUGCAUCUUGUAUUGUUUAUACUCUUUUAUCUUUAAAUUUGUUAGAAUUAUGUUACAUAUGCUUUGUUAAAUAUGGCUUCAAUAAGAGAAUCUUCUAUUUCCUGAUAAAAAAAAGGUAAAAAAUUUUAGCUAUA